AUGGCAGAAGAAAACCGUUCUACCUAUCCCAACCCCUCGCAGCAACCCGCCUCGCCCUCCCCACCUCCUCCAGCGCCGGUCCCUCUCACCCCAGGCCCGCGCGCGUCGCGUCUCCAGCAGGUUUUCGGCCAGGCGCUCGCACGAACACUACGAGCCAACUCCUACGCGAACUUCUCCGGCUGCUUUCCGACGCCGGCGAAACAUGUCCCUGCGAGUCUGGAGUCGGUAUGGCGGCAAUUAAACGCGAAGCUCGAGGAAAGCGCAAAGGCGGAAUUCGACGAUAUCAUGCACGAACGGAACGCGGUGGGGCAUCUGAAUGAGCUCGACCGGCUGGUCGGCGAGGCGAGGCAUCGGAGGGAUAAUGGGCAGGGUGAAAGCCGGGUCGCACCGCAUACUUUGACGCCUGACGAACUAUACCGCGCGCAUCUGACGCCUUAUUUGCAAGAAACACGGUCGAAUUUGAACGCGAAGAUCCACGACACGGAAGCCGAGAAUGCGGAGCUGGCCCAGCACAUCCAGAGGCAGAGAGCGGAGAUUGAAGCGCUACUGUCAGGUCUCGAGUCUGUGGUCACCGACUUGGAAGGUGCUGCGGUUGCCGCUUCACAAUUCAGCGGCGAGAACGACCUUCGCCAAGAGGCUUUCAAGAUGGAUGAAGAAGUCAAGGCUAGGUCCGAAAUCUGA
This is a messenger RNA of Aspergillus clavatus NRRL 1, 681 nucleotides long. Its product is annotated as PMF1/NNF1 family protein. The transcript has 2 exons. NCBI's taxonomy places the organism in Eukaryota, Fungi, Ascomycota, Eurotiomycetes, Eurotiales, Aspergillaceae. The record is from RefSeq and is a predicted model, not a curated record. Gene Ontology annotation, biological process: chromosome segregation. The coding region runs from base 1 to 681 and encodes 226 amino acids. Gene Ontology annotation, cellular component: MIS12/MIND type complex.